Molecule: messenger RNA, 2014 nt
Organism: Dendrobium catenatum
Lineage: Eukaryota; Viridiplantae; Streptophyta; Magnoliopsida; Asparagales; Orchidaceae
Product: histone-lysine N-methyltransferase ASHH1
Exons: 10
Coding region: 274-1770 (498 amino acids)
Biological process (GO): regulation of DNA-templated transcription
Cellular component (GO): nucleus; chromatin
Molecular function (GO): protein binding; histone H3K36 methyltransferase activity
Source: RefSeq, a predicted model, not a curated record
AUUUUAGCCAUUUGGCUGGAUUUCGCCCAAAUCCACCUCAAAUCGGGCAUAAAUCCUGCUACCAAACAGCCCCUAAAUUUCGGUUCGACUGUGGUCCAAUUCUAGUUAGAGGUUGAUACUACAUGCACCCUCAACGUUUAAACGACGAGAUUUCACCCGUGCCUGCGCCACGAUCUUCAUCUCCCUGGCAACUCGGCGUGCCUCCUUCAUCAAGUCAAAGACUCAACGAUUUCGAUUUCUUGCCAGCGUUGCUAUUAUCUGUUUCAGCAGAUCAUGUUUCACUACGAGGGUCUAAGAAGCGAAGGACUUCCUCCAUAUAAACAUAUCCAGAGGAAUGAAUUCUCAUACCGGAAGCAUACAAAGCAAAAAGAAGAGGAUAUCGCUAUAUGUAACUGUCAGUUUAAUCCAAAUCAUCAGGAGAGCGCAUGUAGUGAACAUUGCCUGAAUGUGCUGACGAGCACAGAAUGCACUCCUGGCUAUUGUCCUUGCGGUGAUUAUUGUAUGAAUCAGAGGUUUCAGAAAUGUCAAUAUGCUAAGACAACAUUAUUUAAGACUGAAGGCCGUGGAUGGGGCCUUCUUGCAGAUGAAGACAUCAACGCUGGGCAGUUUGUUAUUGAGUAUUGUGGAGAAGUCAUAUCAUGGAAGGAAGCUAAACAGCGAUCUCAAGCAUAUGAAACCGAAGGUUUGAAGGAUGCCUACAUUAUUUCUCUUGAUGCACAUGAAACAAUCGAUGCCACGAGGAAAGGGAACCUGGCCAGAUUCAUCAACCAUUCAUGCGGACCAAACUGUGAAACAAGGAAAUGGAAUGUAUUGGGGGAAAUAAGGGUGGGAAUAUUUGCAAAGCAUGAUAUUCCUGCUGGAACAGAACUAUCCUAUAACUACAACUUUGAAUGGUAUGGUGGUGCUAAAGUUCGGUGCCUCUGUGGUGCUGCCUGCUGUUCUGAUUUUCUUGGGGCUAAAUCACGUGGUUUUCAGGAGGCUACCUAUGUUUGGGAAGAUGAUGAUAGCAGAUACUCUGUUGACAAUAUGCCCCUCUAUGACUCUACCGAUGAGGAGACAGAUUCUAACUUUAUCAAGGCCAUUGUUCAAUCAAAUGAGGGUACAACGACUGAGACAGAAAUUGAUGAGUCGCUGAGAAGUACCUAUGACACUGAUUGUGAGAUUCUUUCUCAGGCCUUGCCAAUUAAUGUGGAACCACUGAGCUCUGUGCCUAUGGAAAUGGAAGAGGAAAAGAAUGACACAAAUGAACUCAGUAAUUUUUAUGUGCAUGAUGCUCAACAGAGCCCUCCACAAAAAACUGCAAUGGUUUCUCGAAUUCGAAACAGAAAUGUUUUCCGUAACUAUCAAAUACAGUCAAGUCCUUUGUCUAAGAACUUGCCACCUUACUCUAAUGGAAAAUUGAAAAAUCAUGUGAGAAGACAGGUCAAUGUGAAGUUUAUCUGCGAACGUUUAGCAUCAAAGGAAGCAUGCGAUGAACUUGUUUCUUGUGAGGAAUUGAAAAAUCAGGCUACCUCUCAACUGGAUUGUUUGUAUGACGAAAUAAGACCAGCUAUUGAAGAGCGUGAGAGGGACAGUCAAGAUAGCGUGUCAACAAGCAUCGCAGAGAAGUGGAUCGAAGCCAGCUGCAAUAAGCUAAAAACUGAGUUCGAUCUACAUUCUGCUAUCAUCAAGAACAUCUUCUGUACUCCCCGCAGAACUUGGAGUCCCCAAGCACAAGGGGCCUUAGAAAAUGGUAUCAAGUAUUUAGAAAAUUGCCAGUCAAGAGAUUAAUGAAGGCUCCGUUUGGGACGACUUUCUUUCUGCUUCUAAUAGUUGUUUUCUAAUGUAAAAAUUUUAAUUUUUAUACUAAAAAGUUGCUUUAAGAAGCAGUAAAAAUGCUGCUCCAAACAGAGCCAAAAUCUCUCUAACCAGUAGUUUUAGGUUUUGUUUGGGACAGUUUUCUUUGCUAUUUCAUAAAAUAAUUUUUUAGUACAAAAAUUAAAAUUUGCAUACUAGAAAGCUGUUUUAAGAAGCA